Anolis carolinensis (green anole) is the source of this 2423-nucleotide messenger RNA. RefSeq names its product MON1 homolog A, secretory trafficking associated (gene mon1a). Gene Ontology annotation, cellular component: Mon1-Ccz1 complex. NCBI's taxonomy places the organism in Eukaryota, Metazoa, Chordata, Lepidosauria, Squamata, Anolidae. Gene Ontology annotation, biological process: vesicle-mediated transport; protein targeting to vacuole; protein secretion. The transcript has 6 exons. Bases 258 to 1907 code for a protein of 549 amino acids. The record is from RefSeq and is a predicted model, not a curated record.
AGAAGUAGGUAGUGCACAGUACUCCUGGCCGCUAUCGGCAAGGACAGAAUCAGCUGGCUGGGUGUCCAGGGCUGCAGUGACAUUUGGAGCUAAGGCUAGAGGAGCAGCAGCCAAAUCCUCCCUCCUCUCCCCUUGGAGUCUCAGGCUCUUCCCUUUCUGCUUAGGCAACACCAGCAACAGCAGAAACAGGCACACAUCACAACUGACGCUGUGCUCUCCCCCUGUUCCUGUCAAAGCUGUUCCUCUAGUAUCUUGUGAUGGCUGCUGAUGUUUACAAACAGAAAAAUGAAGAUGUGCCCAAUGGAUCAUUAGUCCCACCAGACAGACAACAUGCAGAGAGAUCAGAAAGUCCUACACCAGGAUUGGCUCAGGGAACAGAGCCAGGAGCAGGCCAGGAGGGAGCCAUGUUUGUUCAUGCCAAAUCCUAUGAGGACCUGACUGGCGCAGAUAAUCAGGAUGUCAUUCCCCGGAGCCCAUAUCAGACUGAAGGGGCUCAAGAUGAGCUGACAAAGAUGGAAGAGAUUAGCAAGGAUUUCAGUGAGUUAAGCACACAACUCACUGGUAUAGCACUGGAUCUGGAAGAAGAGAUAAGGCAGAAUGAAGAGGAUAAGCUGGACCUCUCACCACAGGCCUCACGCCGAGAUUCAGUCCUGUCUGGAGAGGAGGAGGAAGAUGUAACCAUGGAGGCCUGGCGAAUGCACCAGAAGCACGUGUUUGUUCUAAGCGAGGCAGGGAAGCCAGUGUACUCCCGCUAUGGGUCUGAGGAGGCCCUAUCCAGCACCAUGGGAGUGAUGAUGGCUCUAGUGUCCUUCUUAGAAGCAGAGAAGAAUGCUAUCAGGUCUAUUCAUGCAGAUGGCUAUAAGGUGGUGUUUGUGCGCAGAAGUCCGCUGGUGCUGGUCGCUGUGGCUAAAACAAGACAAUCCGAGCAAGAAAUUGCUCAGGAGCUCCUUUAUAUUUACUACCAGAUUGUCAGUCUUCUGACAUGGACCCAGCUCAACCGCAUCUUCCAACAGAAGCAGAACUAUGAUCUCAGGAGACUGCUGGCAGGCUCAGAGCGAAUCACAAACAACUUGAUAGACCUAAUGGCCAGGGACCCCAGCUUUCUGAUGGGAGCUGCCCGUUGCUUACCUAUGCCUGCGGGAAUCAGGGAUGCAGUGAGUUCUUGCCUCCAGCAAGCCAAAGCCAAGAGUCUAGUGUUUGCCAUCCUGCUGUCCAAGAACCAGCUGGUGUCUCUAGUGAGAAAAAAGGAUCAAUUCCUACACCCAAUUGACCUCCACUUACUCUUUAACCUCAUCAGCUCCUCCUCUUCUUUUAGAGAAGGAGAGGCCUGGACACCCAUCUGCCUGCCCAAGUUCAAUUCCAGUGGUUUCUUCCAUGCCCACAUUUCAUACUUGGAACAAAACACAGACUUGUGCUUGGUCCUGAUCUCCACAGACCGUGAGGACUUUUUUACCGUGUCAGACUGUAAGCGCAAAUUCCAAGAGCAUCUGAAAAAGCGUGGUGUUUAUCAUGCUCUCUUGGAGGCACUGCACACACCUUUCUACAGUGCUUCCCAAGUAGGAAUCCCAGAACUCCGGCACUUCAUCUACAAAUCCAAGAGCUCAGGGCUCUUCACCAGCCCAGAGAUUGAUGUUCCCUAUAUUACUGAGGAGGAAAAGGAGAGACUUCUGGGACUAUAUCAGUAUUUACACAGCCGGGCCCAUAAUUCCUCCCGUCCUCUGCAUAACAUCUAUUACACUGGAUCAAAUGAAAAUCUCCUUGCUUGGGUGACAAGUGCAUUUGAGCUCUAUGUAUGCUUCAGCCCCCUGGGAACCAAAGCAACAGCUCUCACUGCUGUCAAUAAACUUAUGAAAUGGAUCCGCAAGGAAGAGGACCAGCUCUUUAUAUUAUCACCACAGACUUACUGACCACUUGACUUGUCCUCUCCAAUUCAAAUUUAUGGAGCUCCUUCGCAGCGCUAGUGAAGUCGCAAAAGAAUGUCUUCGCACCUCUGGCAGGACCAAAUAAAAGGAUGGGAACAUGACAUACUCAGGGGCUCUAAUGUGCCUCCUUAGUCUCAACUUGUUGGAAUGAAAAAGCACUCCACCUCCACCUCUCAGGACUGUUGAGGGCAGUUUUUGACAUGUUAUUCAGGAUUGUGGAAGUGAAUGGCUCAUUUCAUUCUCAUUUCCUUCUUCCAAAACUGUAAUGACCCCCAUGUGCCUUAGAAGCAUGAGAGGCCUUUUCAGUUAAACUUUUGUUAAAAGAAAAGAAAGCAGCCAUGAGAUCUACAGAGUACUGCUGCCUCAAGUCCAGGGGUGAGGAUUGUAUAUGCAAAACAUGGGAAAUUCUUCUGUAUUUCUCUCUCUUUUUCCAAGUAGAUUACCCCCACAGCCAUGAAUAAAGAAGAGAAGUAGUGGGGAUGGGAGAACCUUCUGCCCACA